GUUACACGCGUCAUUGGAUAGAUUAUCUCCACCAAACAAAGUGUCUGCCACUUACGUUCGGGCCCAUGUGCAACUCUCUCCGCGGCUCCGCUCCUUUUUUGUGCGCGCGUGUGUGUGUGUGUGUGUAUCGGAAGCACAGCAUCACCGUCACUUUCACCAGCGAUGCCACUGCACUGACAGCACCCAGCCAGAGCGCUACGUCCACAGCUGCUGCUCCAACCUCGGCCACAUCCUCCUCCUGCACCCGUCCCCUCCCCCUGCAAAAAAAAAUAAAGAGCAGAACGAGAGACCUAUUUUAAAACAACCCGCGACGUUUUUUUCUGAUACCGUAACGGUGCGAUUUGAUGCUUACCGAUGAAUGGUUUCGCCAGCAUUCUGCCAAAAUAACACACCGAACUGGUAGUAACACAGAACGACUGCCGACGAUGGAAGAUCCACAUGCUCACAGGGAGAGCGAUGCCAGCAGGGCGGUCCAGCAGUGUCUCACCGACAUUUUCACCAGCGUGUAUACAACCUGUGACAUUCCGGAAAAUUCCAUCUUUGGGCCCUGCGUUCUGAGCCACACGUCCCUAUAUGACAGCAUCGCUUUCAUUGCUCUGAAGGCAGCCGACAAAAGGACAGUGCCCUAUAUCUUUAGGGUGGAUACAUCAUCGGCAAACAGCUCCUCAGAGGGUUCAAUGUGGCUCAGGCUGGUCCAACCGGCCAGGGAUAAAGAAGAACAGAAUCUUGAAGCAUAUGUGAAGAACGGUCAGUUGUUUUACCGGUCUCUGAGGCGGAUUGACAAAGACGAAGAACUACUUGUGUGGUAUGGAAAGGAACUGUUGGAGCUACUCCUCCUCAGCAACGGCAGACCACAGGCGAAAAUGAAUGGAUCGUCUGCAUACACAUGCCUGGACUGCAGCCAGCGGUUUCAAUGCGAAUAUCCCUUUCUAGCCCAUUUGAGAUUCCGCUGCCAGAAGCGAAUGGGCUGCAUUGCCUCGGACGAGAACAUCAAAAGUGGUGGAGACCGUGACCACAUCGCUAUUGUGGUGCCGAGUGUGAAAUUCAGCCGAUCGGAGCGACAAUCAGCCUUUUCCAAUGUGGAAAACAACAAGCCCACCACAGAUUUCCACAAUCUCGCCAGGGACAUGGAGAAUCCAAGAGAUAAUACCAGGAACCAUCGGGAAAAUGAAGGCGUAAAUGAAAAUAAAAGAAAGUACGAUGAAGUGGAAAAGAAUGAUAAUGCAGCGCACAGUGCAAAAAUGGCAGAUAGAUCGCCGCCCACUCCAAGAGAAAAGCUUCCCUGCCCUUCCCAGCAGUUCAGAGGGAAUUUCAGUCUGAGAGAAAAUGGAAGGUUGAUGUCCAGCCCAGACUCUACAGGUGCCAAACAGAGUGCAUUCAAUGAAGUGAAGAGAACUUCACUUAAACAGACUCCAAAGGACCACACUGCCGAUACAGCCAACAAGAACGGCACAGCGGCGAAUAGCAGCCCUUCGGAGAAAGCGAUGGACAUUAAGUCUGUCCUGACUGAAACACAGGUCCCUUCUUGUCUGGACAAUAUUGCCAUGGGGAGCGCGUUUAGGAGCGUCUCUCAGCUCUGUGGAACAGAGGAGAGGAAGAGCGCCUUCUCUCAGCCAACCAGAUCGUUUAGUCAGUUGCCUCCACUCUUGGUAUCUCAGAAGGUGAUUCCUGGUUUAGAGUGUCAUCCAAGCGUUGGCGAGUCUGGUAGGUUUUAUCAGGCGAACGCCUUGGCUGCAAAGCUCCAAAGUGCAGACAUUAACGGCAGUUGUAAUAUACAAGGAGGUCUCCCGAAACAAAGUCCUUUCAUAUAUGCCACCGCCUACUGGCCAAAGACUACUGGGCCCAUUCAGCUGCAAGUUCCAUCUGCACUUACCCUGCUUCCACCUUCAUUCACGUCCUUUUGUUUACCAGCUCAAAACUGGUGUGCUAAAUGUAACGCCUCUUUCAGAAUGACAUCCGAUUUAGUGUACCACAUGAGAUCUCAUCACAAAAAAGAAUAUGCCAUGGAACCUUUAGUGAAAAGACGAAGAGAGGAAAAGCUUAAAUGUCCUAUUUGCAACGAAUCCUUCAGGGAACGCCAUCAUCUUUCCCGGCACAUGACAUCUCAUAACUGAACUCUGUGUUCGACUGUGUUACAAACUUAAAAUACAGACAAACUAAGGGAAUGGGGCGAUUGCGAUGACACCCUAUCACUUUACAUUUAACAUUUUGUAAUUGCAAACGGCAGUAAAACAAAUACAAUUUGUCGUAAGUUUAUUUCUGUUUAAAUACUUUAGGCGCUUAUGGUAGCUUGGCAGAGGAAUAUAUGAUAUCAUAUUUAAGGACAAUUUUAUUUUAGAUAAAUAAAAAAGGUAAAAGAAUGGAUUUUGCUUUAUUGACUUCAUUACCUAUUUCAGUCACCAUUAAACAUGUGAGCAGUUUGUCCGCAGGAAAUGCAAAACGGAAAGCAGGAAAGAUGCAUGUAAAACGCGUAAAAUAAUGACCACCAAAUACAGGUGGGACAGCGCGGAAUAUAAAUGUUUGUAAAUAUUUCCGUUUUGAAAAGACCAACAAAUGUACUAUUUUGUGCCAGUGUAAAAAAGUCUUAAUAGUUAUUGUGUUCUUCGAUCUUGGCGAAAUCUAUGAAUCUUGAUAGUCUAUCUGGUCAUUUUGGCUGGCGUCAACAAUAAAUAGCUUUAUUUUUACUUGA
This is a messenger RNA of Amblyraja radiata (thorny skate), 2689 nucleotides long. It is a transcript of the gene prdm8b, whose product is annotated as PR domain containing 8b. Gene Ontology annotation, biological process: oligodendrocyte development; regulation of DNA-templated transcription. Gene Ontology annotation, cellular component: nucleus. Gene Ontology annotation, molecular function: protein binding. Bases 345 to 2114 code for a protein of 589 amino acids. The record is from RefSeq and is a predicted model, not a curated record. The transcript is spliced from 5 exons. NCBI's taxonomy places the organism in Eukaryota, Metazoa, Chordata, Chondrichthyes, Rajiformes, Rajidae.